GUCAAAAUACAUCAAAGUCGUUUGGUGCUUUACUCUCGUUUCGUAAAUUUUUUUAUUGUUCUAUUCGAUAACAACAUCACGGCUGGCGUUUUGAUAACAAACGAUAAUUAAAUUAAUCAUGUUGUUUCCUUGUGCAACUUCAUUGUGCAGUGUUAUAAGACUAUUUUGUUAGAAAAACAUGCAUUUUUGUACAUCAUAGUACUGGCUGCAUUUAAUAGUCCAAAAUGGCGGACAGACGUCAUAUUAGAGAGGCAGCAGAGUCCUUAUUGGGCUCUGUCACCGGACCACAUUAUUGUAGGAAUUUGUCGCAUUCACAAUCAAUAAAUCUGGUAUCAGAAGACCUAGUGGCAGGACACAGACCGCACGGCAAGAUGUCCACAGUCAGAAGAUUUUUCUGUCUCUUCGUCACCUUCGACAUAUUAUUUAGUAGUCUGAUGUGGCUUAUUUGUGUUAUGAUGCGCGGGGAGACUCUAGAACAAAUUGUCGAGCGCGAAAUUAUUCACUACAACAUAAAAACGUCGCUUUUUGAUAUCGUGUUGGUCGCCAUUAUAAGAUUCGUCGUGCUCUUGUUGUUUUAUGGACUGCUUUAUAUUAACAAUUGGAGUAUUAUUGCUCUAUCAACGGGAGGUACCUGUGCCUUUUUAAUAUCAAAAGUGUUCUUUUACGACUGGCCCAAUGCGUCCACGCCUGUCUACCAAGUCUUCCUAAUCCUGGCUUCGUUCACGCUAUCCUGGGGCGAGACGUGGUUCCUGGACUUCCGUGUGCUGCCGCAAGAGCAGCAGGCUAAAUAUAUAUUAGAAGCUAUAGGUGGUCACACAUCAGAACGGACCCCUCUUCUCAAUACCUGCAACGAACGCGCCAGCCCCCUCCGUCCGCCAGGGGUGCAAUCGACGUACGGCGAAUCCACAGUCAACUGGUUCUCACCGGUCGAGACGCCCGAAUCCAGCCCCAAGCGUAGAAGACCUGGGGAACAGCUCAUAUUGACACAAGAACAGGGCUUAGUGGAUUGUCCAAUCAAGUUCCUACAUGACGAGUUCAAAAAUAACAUCGUUCGGAUACCAGAAUGGAAUCCGACCAUACUUCAGAGUGAAUUUAUAAAAGAAAUAGCAGAUGGCAUUGACCUCACAUACCAAGUAACAGCAGGCGGGGGCCGCGGUAUAAUAUCACCGCGAGACUUCGUCAACUUGCGCCGCGUUGCUCCAAUGACCAAGGACGGUCGCGUCACUGAUGGCGAGCCUUAUUGCUACGUCAUUUCCGCAAUUAGUGUUAAGGUACCUGAUUACCCGCCACGUUCUGAUAUGGUUAGGGGUAACAACAAAGUAAGCUGUUGGGUAUUGAAACCAAAGUCAGUGCAGCUGCCUGACGGCAGGAUCGUGCAAACUACAGUCUUCCAGUGGCUACUGUGUUGUGACCUUAAAGGUAAAAUACCUCAGUUCGUCCUGGACGCGGCAUUCGCGACGGUCAUGCUGGACUACAUCGUGCACUUGAGAAAGUUCGCUGCUAAUGCAAAGGCAAAAGGACUUUUCUAGGUGUUUCUAUAAAGUUCUAGAACAUUCUCGAUUGGGAAUAAACAUGACAGCUAACUCAAUAAGGCGAACGACAAGCCGGUGGCUUUGAUAUUGUGUCUUUCUAGGAUCAUCUAAUUUUCUAUUCUAUUUGCCUGUCAAAUUUCGGUGUUACCAUUUUCACUCAAUUUGGCAACACUGAUCCUGGAAACAAAAGUCAAUGUCACCGGGCUGUCCUUUACGCAAUUACCUAGCUCAUUGAUGAUACCAUUAUUAUUAUUAUUACGUAUUUCUGAAAACGUAAACAAUUUUAAAUAAUUCAAAGUUGUUUCAAUGAUAAUUAUUAGAAAUAUAAACAAACUGAAAUGUCUACGUGUGUCAACUCCAACUGGUUAUAACCUUGGUUUGUUUUAAUUAACCAAUGUAUUCUGAGACACACCAUGCAAGUAUGCAAGU
Molecule: messenger RNA, 1961 nt
Organism: Hyposmocoma kahamanoa
Lineage: Eukaryota; Metazoa; Arthropoda; Insecta; Lepidoptera; Cosmopterigidae
Gene: Start1
Product: steroidogenic acute regulatory protein-like
Exons: 11
Coding region: 225-1529 (434 amino acids)
Molecular function (GO): lipid binding
Source: RefSeq, a predicted model, not a curated record